Trichoderma aggressivum f. europaeum is the source of this 450-nucleotide messenger RNA. RefSeq lists its product as uncharacterized. Gene Ontology annotation, molecular function: RNA binding. Gene Ontology annotation, biological process: nuclear-transcribed mRNA catabolic process; mRNA splicing, via spliceosome. The transcript has 3 exons. Bases 1 to 450 code for a protein of 149 amino acids. NCBI's taxonomy places the organism in Eukaryota, Fungi, Ascomycota, Sordariomycetes, Hypocreales, Hypocreaceae. Gene Ontology annotation, cellular component: U6 snRNP; U12-type spliceosomal complex; spliceosomal tri-snRNP complex. The record is from RefSeq and is a predicted model, not a curated record.
AUGUCCGAUAGACCUUCGCACAGAGGCGGCCGCGGCGGUGACCGAGGCAACUAUCGAGGCCGCGGAGGAGCAGCCGGUGGUGGCCGUGGAGGCGCUUCCGCCGCCCAGGGCGAGAGGCCCAAGAAGGAGAACAUUUUGGACCUGGCCAAGUACAUAGAUAAGGAGAUUACCGUCAAAUUCAACGGCGGCCGCGAAGGUAAAGAAGAAGAAGAAGAAGAAGAAGCGCGACGGAAUGGACUCAAGUCAGUCCGUGGUACUCUCAAAGGCUACGAUGCCCUCAUGAACCUCGUCCUUGACGAAGUGCAGGAAACCCUCCGAGACGAAGAAGGCAACGAGUCAUCCCGGCCCCUUGGCCUCGUCGUCGUCCGCGGCACACUCCUCGUCCUCAUCAGCCCCGCUGACGGCAGCGAAGAAAUCGCCAAUCCCUUUGCUCAGCCCGAAGAGGAUUAA